GUCCAUGCCAUUGCCCCAACUGAGCUACAAACAAGGAACAGAAACUUCACCACUCCCAGAAAGGAAGUACAGAGAAAAAUCCUCUGCUUAAUUAGUCAAAUGGAUGAGGAUGAAGUGGUGCUUUUGGGGUUCUGGACUAGUCCUUAUGUCAUGAGAGUGAAAAUUGCUUUGGCAGAGAAGGGAGUCCACUACUACUAUAUGGAAGAAGGAAAUCUUUUCAAGAAUAAGAGCACUUUGCUUCUGAAAAUGAACCCAGUGUUUAAGAAAGUUCCAGUUAUCAUCCAUAAUGAUAAGUCCAUUUGUGAAUCCCUCAUCAUCCUUCAAUACAUUGAUGAUGUUUGGAAUGACAGAGCUCCAAUACUUUCAGAGGAUCCUUAUCAGCGAGCUAAAGCAAGGUUUUGGAUUGAUUUUUUUGACAAGAAGAUGGCAGACUGUGGGAGAAGGAUGUGGGCUAGCAAGGGAGCAGACCAAGAGGCAGCAAAGAAAGAGUUCAUAGAAAGCUUGAAGCUGUUAGAAGGCGAGCUUGGAGAGAAGCCCUACUUUGAAGGCGAUCGCUUCGGCCUCUUGGAUAUUGCCCUGGUACCAUUCUCUUGCAGGUUUUACACAUAUGAGACUCUUUGCAAUUUCAGCGUAGAGAAAGAGUGCCCCAAGCUCAUCGAGUGGGUGAAAAGGUGCAGUCUGAGGGAGAGUGUUUCCAAGAGCCUUCCUGACCAAUAUAAAGUCUAUGACUUUGUGUUGGAAUUCAAGAAAAUGCUUGGAAUUAAUUAGUAACAAAAGUUAAAGAAUUGUUUGCUUUAAAGAUUCAGAUUUGCUUGUAUGUGACUAGGAAUUGUAAGUUGGAUUGAAGUAUUGCGCUUGUUAUAAAAUAAGAGAGAGUGAAUAAGAGAUAAGAGACGAGCAGAAUUGAGUUUGCCUUUUGUUGUUAAUAGAUAUAUUGAUCAUAUUGUGCCUAAAGAUGUUGAUGAUCAUCGAGACAAUCAAUCUUUUUUUUAUGCUUUCUCUUGAAAGUCCAUAAAUGAACGACACUCUCUUGUA
Messenger RNA from Prunus persica (peach), 1035 nucleotides. RefSeq names its product probable glutathione S-transferase parA. The record is from RefSeq and is a predicted model, not a curated record. NCBI's taxonomy places the organism in Eukaryota, Viridiplantae, Streptophyta, Magnoliopsida, Rosales, Rosaceae. Bases 100 to 768 code for a protein of 222 amino acids. The transcript has 2 exons. Gene Ontology annotation, biological process: glutathione metabolic process. Gene Ontology annotation, cellular component: cytoplasm. Gene Ontology annotation, molecular function: glutathione transferase activity.